UCAGCUCUCCAUUUCAGUCCGGUCUGUUGUGUUUUGCGGGCCGCCGUCCACUCUGACCUCUUAAGACUCUUUGAGAAGAAAUGGAAACACCUUGACGUAACUCCCGACACAAACGGCUCUAUACCCUGUAUUUGAACCCAGAAGAAUUAUUCAUACACUUGUCGAUCGUCUCUCUGUCGAAAAGAGCAAAAACGGUAGAGAGACUUCAUGUCCCAGAAAUCCCUGUGAACGUCAGCACUUCCUCUUAAGUGUGUUCCCUUUCCCAUUCUCUCUCUCUGGUUGGUUGGAUGAGUCCCAAACAGCGACACAACUGAGUGGGUGUUGAGCCAGACCGGGUAGCCAACGGGAAGCUAGGCUAGCCAUCAUGGCCGAUGUGGACCCAGACACUCUGCUGGAGUGGCUGCAGAUGGGUCAGGGUGAUGAGCGUGACAUGCAACUCAUUGCUCUGGAACAACUCUGCAUGCUACUGCUCAUGUCGGAUAACGUCGACCGCUGCUUUGAGACAUGUCCUCCUCGGACAUUCCUUCCAGCGCUCUGUAAGAUCUUCUUGGAUGAGAGUGCUCCAGAUAACGUGCUGGAGGUUACAGCCCGAGCAAUAACCUACUACCUGGACGUGUCGGCAGAAUGUACCCGCAGGAUUGUGGGGGUGGAUGGGGCCAUCAAAGCGCUGUGUAAUCGACUGGUGGUAGUGGAGUUGAACAACAGGACCAGCAGAGACCUGGCUGAGCAGUGUGUCAAGGUAGGAGACAACUGACUAUAAGAGAGAGGC
Neolamprologus brichardi is the source of this 769-nucleotide messenger RNA. NCBI's taxonomy places the organism in Eukaryota, Metazoa, Chordata, Actinopteri, Cichliformes, Cichlidae. The record is from RefSeq and is a predicted model, not a curated record.